AUGGCGGCGUCGGCCGCAUCAUCCAAGGACCGGCAAUUCCUCGCCGUUAUUGGCGAUGAAGACUCUGUCACCGGUCUUUUGCUCGCAGGUAUCGGGCAUGUCAGCGACGGACCAGAUGCGGAUAAGAACUUCCUGGUCGUCGACUCAACGACUGAAACAUCAAAGAUCGAGGAACAUUUCCAGAAGUUCACACAGGACCGAAAGGACAUUGCUGUCUUGUUGAUCAACCAGCAUAUCGCCGAGCGCAUUCGUCACCGGGUUGAUGCCUUCACCGAUCCUUUCCCCGCCAUCCUCGAAAUCCCCAGCAAGGACCACCCUUACGACCCCGAGAAGGACAGCGUUCUCAAGCGCGUGCGCCGCCUGUUCGGAGAGUAG
This is a messenger RNA of Penicillium olsonii, 375 nucleotides long. Lineage: Eukaryota; Fungi; Ascomycota; Eurotiomycetes; Eurotiales; Aspergillaceae. The record is from the annotation of a GenBank genome assembly.